CAGCAACUGCUGCAACGGUAAAGCGGUUCUUUAACACCUCCCAAACGACGUCGCACCAGGCGUUGACUUCUCCUGUCUUCCCUUCCUCCUCCCCCUCCUCUAUAAACCCCUGCUAAAACCAGAUCUCACUCUCACUCAAAGAAUGGCGAGUCGACUCGUUCUCGCAUUCGCACUCAGUGCCCUCCUCUUUUUCUCCCACUCGGUUCUCUGCAAGGACUCGCACCCUACCGACGACAACGACGAGGAUCUCAGCUUCCUCGAGGAGCCCACUGACCACGGCGACGCCGCGCCGCACUAUCCAGAUUCGGACCACUACGACGAGGACAAUUUCGACGAUCUCGAGAACUACUCCGAUUUCGACGAGGGUGGCGAUCAUGAGGACUCGUACAAGCAGCCAGAGGUAGACGAGAAGGACGUCGUCGUUUUGAAGGCAGCGAACUUCAGCGAUGCAGUGGAGAAGAAUAGAUUCAUGAUGGUCGAGUUCUACGCGCCGUGGUGCGGACACUGCCAGGCCUUGAACCCGGAGUACGCGGCGGCAGCCACGGAGCUCAAGGGCGAAGAUGUAGUUUUGGCCAAGGUUGACGCCACGGAGGAGAACGAGCUGUCGCAGGAGUACGACGUCGAGGGUUUCCCGACUAUCUUCUUCUUCAUUGAUGGUGUUCACAAGCCUUACACAGGCCAAAGAACCAAGGAGGGAAUUGUAACCUGGAUUAAGAAAAAGAUUGGACCUGGAAUUCAAAACGUGACCACAUUGGAAGAUGCUGAACGUAUUUUGACUGCUGAAAGUAAAGUCGUUUUGGGCUACCUCAACUCUCUGGUGGGUCCUGAGAGUGACGAGCUUGCUGCUGCUUCAAGACUUGAAGAUGAGGUCACCUUUUACCAAACUGUAGAUCCCAAGGUGGCAAAACUUUUCCAUCUUGAUGCUGAAGUUAAGCGCCCUGCUUUGGUCCUGCUAAAGAAGGAGGCUGAGAAACUAAGUUAUUUUGAUGGUAAAUUUGAUAAAUCUGCAAUUGCCGAGUUUGUCUUUGCCAACAAGCUUCCUUUGGUUAUCACUUUUACUAGGGAUAAUGCCCCACAAAUUUUUGAAAGUACAAUCAAGAAACAGCUGUUGCUGUUUGCCACUUCAAAAGAUUCAGAGAAGUCUCUCCCUGAAUUUCAAAAGGCUGCACAACUUUUCAAAGGAAAGCUUAUCUUUGUAUAUGUGGAAACGGAUAACGAAGAUAUCGGAAAGCCAGUUUCAGAUUAUUUUGGUGUUACUAGUGAAGCUCCAACAGUUCUUGGGUAUACCGGAAAUGAUGAUGGUAGGAAAUUUGUUCUUGACGGAGAGGUGACCUUGGCUAAUUUAAAGACUUUUGGGGAGGACUUUAUUGAGGACAAACUUAAACCUUUCUACAAGUCAGAUCCAAUUCCUGAAACUAACGACGGGGAUGUGAAGAUAGUGGUUGGGAAUAAUUUUGAUGACAUUGUCUUGGACGAGUCAAAGGAUGUUCUUCUUGAGAUUUAUGCACCCUGGUGUGGGCAUUGCCAAUCUCUGGAGCCAACCUACAACAAGCUUGCCAAACAUUUACGAGGCAUUGACUCUAUUGUUAUAGCCAAGAUGGACGGAACCACAAAUGAGCAUCCCAGGGGAAAGGCUGAUGGGUUCCCCACACUUCUAUUCUUCCCAGCGGGAAAUAAGAGCUUUGAUCCAAUUCCCGUAGACUGUGACCGUACAGUGGUGGCAUUCUACAAGUUUCUCAAGAAAAACGCAUCAAUCCCUUUCAAGCUCCAGAAGCCAGCAUCAACGCCAAAAUCAGAGGGGUCUGCUGCAACAGAAAGCCAAGGGAGCAGCAGCAGCGCAGACGAUUCGAAGGAUGAACUAUGAGGAAUACAAUAGUGUAUGCUAUGUGAGUGUGGUAGAAAAGAGAGAGUUAUCACAUAGAAGAGAAACAGGGAGAUUAAAAAUCGUAAGUUAAUCUCAAAUUUGAAUCUUAAACCCCUCGAAAAGAUAUCGGGAGAAAAAUUUAGGAGUUGCAGCAAGCAGGUUUUGAAUGUGAUAUUUAAGAAACUUGAGCUGAAGAAAUUAAUAAUAGCACCUUUCUCA
Pyrus x bretschneideri (Chinese white pear) is the source of this 2083-nucleotide messenger RNA. Its product is annotated as protein disulfide isomerase-like 1-4. Gene Ontology annotation, biological process: protein folding; response to endoplasmic reticulum stress. Gene Ontology annotation, molecular function: protein disulfide isomerase activity. The transcript has 12 exons. The coding region runs from base 143 to 1864 and encodes 573 amino acids. NCBI's taxonomy places the organism in Eukaryota, Viridiplantae, Streptophyta, Magnoliopsida, Rosales, Rosaceae. The record is from RefSeq and is a predicted model, not a curated record. Gene Ontology annotation, cellular component: endoplasmic reticulum.